Messenger RNA from Sphenostylis stenocarpa, 1752 nucleotides. Lineage: Eukaryota; Viridiplantae; Streptophyta; Magnoliopsida; Fabales; Fabaceae. The record is from the annotation of a GenBank genome assembly.
AUGGCCAAGUCCACCAAUCCUCCCACCAUAAAACCCCAAAAUUACGCUCACAGUCCCGUUCACUACGCCGUCGUGUUGGCCGAUCACACCACUCUCUCCAGAAUCAUCUCCUCGCUACCGCGUCUCCCCGAUCCUUCUCUAAUCCAAAACGAAUCCGAUUCCCUCGCGCAAGAAAAAAUUGCUGAGCAGAUCUCCGCGGUCCUCGACCGCCGCGACGUUCCUUACCGAGAAACGCCUCUCCACCUUGCCGUCCGACUCAAUGACCUCUUCGCAGCCCGGGCUCUAGCCACUGCCGGUGCCGACGUCUCCCUCCAGAACUCCGCUGGCUGGAACGCCCUGCAGGAGGCUCUCUGCCGCCGCGCCUCCGACAUCGCGCUCGUCCUCCUCCGCCUCCACCACCGCAAUGCCUGGUGCAAGUGGCGCCGCCGCCUCCCGCGUGUCAUCGCCGUGCUCCGUCGCAUGCGCGACUUCUACAUGGAGAUUUCCUUCCACUUCGAGAGCUCCGUCAUUCCCUUCGUCGGCAAGAUCGCCCCAUCCGACACCUACAAAAUAUGGAAGCGCGACGGCAACCUCCGCGCCGACACCUCGCUCGCCGGCUUCGACGGUCUCAAGAUCCAGCGCGCUGACCAGAGCUUCCUCUUCCUCGGUGACAGCGAUCACGUGCACGACGUCCCGCCCGGUUCGCUCCUCGUCCUUAACCGCGACGAGCGCAAAAUCUUCGAUGCCUUCGAGAACGUCGGUGGACCGAUGAACGAGUCCGACGCCGCCGGUUUCUGUUCGCAGACGAGUGUAUACCGUCCGGGCAUGGACGUUACUAAGGCAGAGCUUGUAGGCAGAACGAAUUGGCGAAGGCAAGAGAAAACAGAGAGCGUGGGAGAAUGGAAGGCAAAGGUGUACGAGAUGCAUAACGUUGUUUUCAGUUUCCGGUCACGGAAAGUUGCUGGCGGUGAUUCUGACGUGGCAGGGAGCGAGCAAGUGUUGCCGUUGGAACUGGACGAAGACGACGACGGUUUUCUCGUUGCGGAGAAUCCCAAUGUCGGGUUCCCAAUGCCAGACAAAAGAAGACACAGUAGCUUCGUUCGAGAAGAGAGAGAGUGGGUCCCAAUGGGAAGGAAAAGCGUCGACCUAACGUCCGUAACGGCCCCACCACCACGAAGGCCUUCGGCAAGCGUGACUAUGCCACAGACCAAGGAAAAAGAGUACGUUAGAAGCUUACGGCCGUCAGUGUGGCUAACGGAGCAGUUUCCGUUGAAGACGGAGGAGCUUCUGCCGUUACUCGACAUACUCGCCAAUAAGGUGAAAGCAGUGAGGAGGCUAAGAGAGAUACUCACAACCACGUUCCCGCCGGGAACUUUUCCCGUUAAGGUGGCUAUACCGGUGGUGCCUACUGUGAGGGUGGUGAUUACUUUCACAAAGUUCGUUGAGCUGCAACCUCUGGAGCAAUUCUACACUCCAUUCUCGAGUCCAAGACAUUUGCUCAGUGGCGCAGGUGCAAUCAGAGGAGAAGAGCAACAUAACAAAGCAGAAAACAGAUGCUCCUCUUCGAGCGCAUCGUCCGUAGCAUCCACGUGGCUGAGACGAAGUAAUAGCGUGUCGGGUGCGGGGAAUAAGCAGCAGCAGCAGCAACGAUGUUCCUCCUCGAUGGCAUUGGAUUCGGACCCUUUCGCGAUUCCUGCGGGAUAUACAUGGGCGAGUGUGGAUGACAAAUCGCGGAAAAUGAAGAAAUCCAAGUCCGUGAGAAAGUCAAAGUAA